AGCCUUAUGUUAACCUUAAAACUAAAUACUACAAAUUAAUUUCAUUUUAUUAUAAUCAAACAUAAAUUAAAUUUUAUAUAUAAUGGCUACUAGUCGUUUAGAAAGGAUUGGUACAAUAUUUACAAGAGUGGAAGGUCUCCUUACACGCGGGGCAAUGAAACCUGAUGACCGGCCUCUUUGGUUUGAUGUGUACAGAGCAUUUCCUCCAAAUGAAGAACCCAGAUUUGCUAGACCUAAACCCGAGGUGAAAAAAAUUAGACAAAUUCUGUAUAAAGAGGAUGCCAUAAGAUCAAAGUUCCAUUCAGAGGGUCAUGGUUUAGGAAUAAACAUGUUAAAUCCUUCAGGCGAGACACAAACUAAACGAUUAAUACAACAAUAUGAAAAGCUCAAAUCUGAGGGAGUACCAGAAAAAGAACUAAUUGAAAAAUCAGUUGCUGCAGUUUCUGUGGAGCGGCAGUUAGCUUCCAAAACUAUUCCUAAAAAUCCAGAUUCAGUUACUGCUCAAGUAUUGGGAAGCGCAGACAUAAAAAAUAUAUUCAAAGAAUAAAUGUAACAUAUUUUGUAUGUU
This is a messenger RNA of Papilio machaon (common yellow swallowtail), 568 nucleotides long. It is a transcript of the gene mRpS23, whose product is annotated as 28S ribosomal protein S23, mitochondrial. The record is from RefSeq and is a predicted model, not a curated record. Lineage: Eukaryota; Metazoa; Arthropoda; Insecta; Lepidoptera; Papilionidae. The transcript has 3 exons. Gene Ontology annotation, biological process: translation. Bases 83 to 547 code for a protein of 154 amino acids. Gene Ontology annotation, cellular component: ribosome; mitochondrion. Gene Ontology annotation, molecular function: structural constituent of ribosome.